AUGAACCACGAUUGCCAGAAUGGACAUGCGACAUUGAUCCAUGAGACCGAGACUGUCAUUGCUGGAAACAACGGAGAAAAGCCCGACCCUGAACAUCAAUCUCCAUGCCAACCCGCCAAAUUCGAGGAUGAACGACGCUGUAGUGAACGGCCGGCUAGCGAGGAUGGAUCGUUCACCAGCCCCGUCGACCCGAUGAACUGGGAUGGUCCGGACGACCCUGAGAACCCGCACAACUGGUCUUCAUGGAACACCUUUGGAACAUCAGUGUAUACACCCGCGCUCGCAGACGUCAUGCGUGACUUCGACGUAUCGCGCACGGCUGCGCUCAUCGGCAUAACGCUUUACACGCUCGGACUCGCGUUUGGUCCAAUCGUCACUGCACCACUUAGCGAAAGAAAAGGCCGAAAAGCUGUCUAUCUGGUGUUCUUCCCUAUAUUCAUGCUGUUUACUCUCGGCGCAGGCUUCUCGAAAACAUACGCGGGCCUGGUCGUGUGUCGAUUCUUCGCAGGAUUGUUUGGAAGUCCAGCACUUGCUGUUGGUGCUGGAACGAAUGCCGAUUUGUUCCCACCGCAUAAGCGCGCCUUGGCCACGAGUUUCUACUUGAUGGCUCCUUUCGCUGGGCCGUCCAUUGGACCCGUGGUUGGAGGGUUCGUGGCGCAGUACAAGACUUGGCCGUGGACGCAAUGGUCCAUUCUUUUCCUUGCGGUGGCUGUGUAUGCCACAUCUAUACCAAUGGAUGAGACUUACAAGCCUAUCAUCUUGAAGAGGCGAAUGAAGGAGAACGGAGUGCAAAAGAAACAAGAAAAUGGAGAUAUCAAGAGCGAGAUCGUUCUGAGGUUCAUUCGGCCCCUUCACAUGCUCUCAACAGAGGUAUGA
Alternaria metachromatica is the source of this 876-nucleotide messenger RNA. RefSeq lists its product as uncharacterized. The coding region runs from base 1 to 876 and encodes 291 amino acids. Gene Ontology annotation, biological process: spermine transport; transmembrane transport; spermidine transport. Gene Ontology annotation, molecular function: spermine transmembrane transporter activity; spermidine transmembrane transporter activity. Lineage: Eukaryota; Fungi; Ascomycota; Dothideomycetes; Pleosporales; Pleosporaceae. The record is from RefSeq and is a predicted model, not a curated record. The transcript has 3 exons.